UGUGCGCGUCUGUGUGUGUCUGCGUGUGUGUGUCUGCGUGUGCGUGUGUGUGUCUGCGGACAGCAGCAGCUCACCUGACCGGCUGACAACCUGAAAGCACAACACCGAGGUCUGCCUCUGAAAAGUAGACGUCUCUCCCUCCAACUCCAUCCGACGGCGCCGGAGCGGAGAACGUGUCCCGACGAGCCUCCUCUUCUCCCCGGCUCCAUGGCCAUCGCCGCCCUCUUCCCCCUGGGAGGUAACCUUCAAAGCAGAGCGCUCGGCGCGAUGGACGACCAGCUGAGUGAUGGAGAUGGACAGAAUCAAAGGACAUGCUCCCUUCAUUGUGAUUAGAUGAAGGGGACACCGAACCCUCCUCCGGCAGCAAGGGGACGCUGCUGAAACAUUUUCAUGCUCUUCAGACUGGACAGAUGACGAAAACAAAGUAGUUCUUUGGAGAACACAGAUCAGAUCUGUUCAGUGUGUGUGCCACACUCGCACACGCGCUGACGGCCUUUCACCGUGAUGCUUGUUAUGAGUUGUCCAGCCAAUGAGCCAGAGAGCUGCAGCAGUGAGGGGAGCAGCUGCACCACCUCCGACCCGUCCUCCAUGUCCGAACACACUCACUCCACUCCACCUUCCCCGAGCGACACCCCCGACACCUCCAAGCAUGGAGCUCCCCCUCCACCUCCCCUGCCGCCCCCUCCUCCCCCGCCCCCGGCGACCACGUCCGGCAAUCACAAUGCCAGGAAGAAGCGCCGCGUGCGCAGCUUCUUCUGGAAAACCAUCCCAGAGGAGAAGGUGCGCGCGAAGCCCAACAUCUGGACGCUGGCAGUGCGACAGCAGCAGUACCAGAUCGAUGUCCGCACCGUGGAGGAGCUGUUCGGGCAGCAGGAGGAGGCGGUGAUGGGCGUACGGGGGGGGGCGCCGACCACCGGAACAUCAGCCCGUGUGUCCCGAUCCCGCUCGUUCAAGGAGAGCAGCAAGGAUGAGAUCAGCAUUCUUGACUCCAAGAGGGGGAUGAACGUGGGCAUCUUCCUGAAGCAGUUCAAGAAGUCCAACCGCUCCAUUGUUGAAGACAUACGACGAGGAGAAGGGAAGGUUUACGGAGCGGAGCUGCUCAAAGACCUGCUGAAGCUCCUUCCCGACGCAGAGGAGAUCAAGAAGCUGCAGAUGUUUAAAGGCGACCCAGACAAGCUGACACUGGUCGAUUCCUUUAUGUACCUCUUGAUCCAGGUGCCACGGUUUGAGAUUCGGAUCGAGGCCAUAGUCCUCCGCGAAGAGUUCUCCCCUUCCUGUGCCGUGAUGAGCCACGAGAUCGAUGUCGUCCGCGUCGCCACUAAAGAGUUGAUGAGCUGCGAGGAGCUUCAUGCCAUCCUGCAUCUGGUGCUGCAGGCGGGGAACAUCAUGAACGCUGGUGGAUACGCAGGGAACGCGGUGGGAUUCAAGCUGUCCUCCCUCCUCUCAUUGGCCGACACCAAGGCCAACAAGCCGGGGAUGAACCUGCUGCACUUUGUAGCCAUGGAAGCGAAGAAAAAAGACGAGAAGCUGCUCAAGUUUCCAGAGAAACUUCAGGAUGUUCAGAGUGCGGCAAGAAUCUCGGUGGAGAACAUCGAGGUGGAGUUUUCCUCCCUCUAUGUUCGGAGUAAAUCCCUGGAGGAAAAGGUUCAAGGGGAUGAGGAGCUACUGCAGCAGCUGGAGCCCUUUCUGCAGAGUUCAGCACAGACCCUGCAGGACCUGAAGAGACGCAGGCUGGAGCUGCGCAGGGAGGGAAACACUCUCAUCGACUUCUUUUGCGAAGACAAGGACACGUUCAAGCUGGACGAGUGCUUCCGCAUCUUUCAGGACUUCUGCACUAAGUUCAGGAAAGCUGUGAAGGACAACUUGGAUCGCGAGGUGAAGGAAGCGGCCAGACAGCGUCGCCUACGAGAGCUGGAGGAGAAGCGCCUCGCGUGGUCGGGCGCGGAUCAGAGCGGCGGAUUCGGCCGCAGCAGCAGCGAGAACGACGUGGAGAUGCUCACCAAGGAAGGCCUCCUGGACUUCUUCCAGCAGAGGUCGCAGAGUCCGCACAGCCCGCUGGGACGCUCCGCCAGCGCCCGUCGCCACCGCCACACCAUUACCUCCGUAGCGGACCGCGAGCUCCAGGGAUACCUGGAGCUGUUCGGAGGCCCCGGGAGUCCCGCCGACUGCUCCAAGUUCAACAGCCUGCCUCGGCCGGGCCGCACCGUGCAGCGCGGGACGACCCCGUGGAUCUUAGCCCAGGACGGCAACCGCGAGCUCGGCGGCGACAGGGCGGCGACGUCGCCGUGUGCAGACGCUGAACCAAUCAGCCCGCUGGCCAGGUUUACCUCUUCUGGGUUGAAUGAUGGCGAGGACCCGUACGACAGCAGCGGCAGCGUUUACUCGCCCGUGUCGGAGAGCGGCGCUCUGCCUCGUUCCCUCUGUGUCUUUCAGAAGCCUGCUCUUCUUCCCAACCCGGCGAUUACCGGCCACAUGAAUGUCAGUGUGGUGAAGCACACGUUGGCCCGAGGUCCUCAAGCGUUUGAUCUACCGAGUCCAAACAACAACAGCAGUCACAGGCACUUUGUCAACCAGGGGGACGUCGUGGUGACAGAUUUGGAAACGGAGACACAGUUACCUCCCAGGCAUCUGGACAACUUUCCUGGUGAUAAACUUUUAGAAAGAGGAGCGGGGCCCAAGGAAGCGUGGGAGGAUAAAGUGGAUCCGUCCACACAGGCGGGGUCCUCUUCUGAAAGAGAGGACAGCAGCACGGUAUCGUCGACGACCUGUGAUACACCCCUUCCACUCGAUACCUCAGCGUCCAAUAAGAAGCCAGUGUUUUACAUCGUGGACAGCACAGAAACCGACUGCUCCGUCAUCUUGGAUUACUCUGAGGCUGAAAGCUCGUGUCUGACAAAAGAGGGGCCUCACUUCAGGACGACAGACUACGGCGAAGAUCCGGAGAGGCGACGAGAUCCAAGCUCUCUGUCCCCUAAUUUAGAAUCCAUGUCUCCCCACGACCGGUCCACUUCGACCAAUGAGCUUUCUGCGGCGAAAUCUGUGGACGCAACGUCGAUGACUGCGACUGCAGAGGAGUGGGACACGGAGGAGAGCUGGGACACCGCCGAGGGGCGGCGACAGGGUGCAGGGGUGGAUGCGCAGAGGAGCAGCAGAAAACCAGUGCACGCAAAGAGUAAAGCUAACAAAGCGGCUAAGCUCGUCGGAGGUCGAGGCGCGCGAGCGCUGACCAGCAGCGAGAGCCGGGGCAUGCGGAAAGUUGUUCCUAUAAGCAAGCCCACGAGGACGAGUAGCAGCAAGUGCGCGGAGAGAUCUCCGGUGAACGAGAGUGCGGAGUCGUGCCGUCCUCUCAGAGAUCAGAGCACACCGGCGAGAGGACGGAGCGAGAAGACCGCGAGACCUCCUCGACACUCCAGUUUGCCGCCCGAUGAGUUAAAAGCGCAGAGGGGAAGUAGCCUCCUGGGCGGCAUUUCAAGGUGGGCACGUGAUUCGAUGCCGAGGAAGGCCUCCGUCCACAAGCCGGACGCCAAACCGCUGAGAAACAUCCCCAAGCCCGCUCCCGAGGAGAAAAUGUGCCGCUCCACCAUGAGAGCCUUGGCCCAGGCCCAGGCCCAGGGUCAGGCUCAGGGUCAGGGUCAGGCUCAGGGUCAGGGUCAGGGUCAGGGCCAGGCUCAGGGUCAGGGUCAGGGUCAAGGUCAGGCUCAGGGUCAGGGGCAGGGUCGAGCUUCCUCUGAGAACAGCAGCUCACACGCUCUCGGCGCGAAAAACACCUCGGGCGUCCCCGGCUUCGCCCGCAACACCGUGGCCUCGUCCUGCAGGACCAAGAAGGAGCUGGGGCCCCCGUCCGUCCCGUCCACCCCGUCCCGCAGCCCCUCGCUCCAGGGCCGACAGCCCUCCGUGAAGCAGAACAAGUCGCCGCCCGCAGCGGCUCACACCAGCGCGGAGCAGCCGCGCGGCACUAACCCGCGGCGGGUGCAAAGCGUGAAGGCCGCCAGCCUGAGCGCCCACCGCAGCGAGACCCCGCCUCCGACACGCGAGGACAUUCGUAAGACCGGUAGCUUUUCCGAGAAGUCGACGAUGAGGCCCAGCAGAAGCGCUAAACCGAGCUGGAAAUAAAAACACACUGGAGUGGAACCUCACUCCUCUACUGACGUCUCCUCUCAUACGGUGCAAAAGACAAGAAAACUGAAAAAAACACAUCAUAUAUAAACUCUCUCACCUCGUAGCUUCGUACCGGGCGCGAUAUUCAGAUUGCAAAAGAGCAAGAUGCAAUGAACUUCUCCACAUGUUCCGUUCUGAUCGUACGGAGGAGAAAAAAGAAGCUAUUGUUCACGACUUAGGUUUUUUUCUUAGUUUAGUUUAUCAAGUAAACUGACAAAUGGCAAAUUGGUGUUUUCCACACCGGUGCGUCUCUGCCUGCUUAGCGGUCUGUGUGCUGUUUGUGUGCGGAUGUUGAUGUUGAACUCUACCGUCUCAUAUGAUGCUGCUAAUUGAGCUCCGACAAUUUGAAACGGACCCUCCGGUGUCUCUUUGAUUCAGGGUGACAAGAUUUUGUUGUACUUUACCUCGCUGCUCUUACUGUCUCGUCUCUCUUUCAUCUGCUUUUUGGUUCCUUUGCUCGAUACCUCAGAAAAGACUUGUUUGCAGUGGUUCUUGUACCAGCAGGCAAUGUAGAAAUACAUUCCUUGGUUCCGCAUGAUGAAGAUGUGGACAAAACCGGAUCAUUUGGUUAAGAAUAACCGAAAUGUCCCUUUUACAAAUCCCCUGGUAUAUUAAUAUUACAACAAUACAUAUAUAUAUAUACAGUAUAUCUAUAUAUAAAGUCACAGAUUAUAUGCCCACAGUGUGAACCAGCUGUUGUGCUCCUCGUUCCUUGUGUAUGUAUGUGUCCGUAGAUUGUAAAUGUCAUAGAACUCCUCCGUAAUAUCAUGGAGCAGACGUACACGUAGGAAAAUGCUUCCUAUGUACUGUAGGCUAACACACGAUCGACGCUAGUGCUUUGAAAGAAAAGCAUUGAAUGCAUCCGAAACAACCAGAGUCGUCAAGUCAUGUGAUCUAAUGUGAAUGUCGUCUCGUCAUGUUUUCUUGUUUCCUGAUGAGGUUAAAUUGCAACAACAGCUCAGACGGGUCACAACGUAGCUCGGCAUCGGUUUAGUGUCUCUUAUGUCAUCACACACACAGUCAGUCGUCCACUUUUCUGAAAAAUAAAACUCCACCGCUGCUGCUCUUAAGGUAUUUUAAGAAUCAUCAAAAAAAAAAACGCUCCGACCAUGUGGAAGAAAAUCGAUUUCAUUCUUAUAAGUCAGUUGUGACCAUAUUUUCAUAAUAAUAUGCAUUUUUUAGAGUCUAAAACAAAAAAUCUAAAACCUUGUCACUUAUAUUUGUCCAUAUAUUUAUGUUUUUACAUAUUUCCAUACAAAAAUAUUGUCUUUGUAUUUUUCUUUUGUUCUACAAAAAGAGCGAGACGUCAUUACCAGCUACCUGGAUGGAAAAUACAGUUGCAUCGUGAGAAAUGACGCAACUGCAUUUUCAUCCACAUGGUUGCAAGAGUUUUUCAGGAUCCUGCAAGAAAAGAAAAAAAAACCUUCCAAGGUCACUAGUUAUUUAUCUUUCAGGAAAUCAGACUCGCACGUGAUGCUGACACAUUAAAAGGCACAGAACCGGCCCCGUUGACCAUUUCACACCACUUGCCUUUUCAACCUGCAACGUGCCAUUGCCUCGAUGGCAGCAACAUUCACGACAACAUUGCCUUAAAGCUUAAUGUAGCCGACCCGUCCCCAGUAGACACCUCCUUGAUUGUAAAAAAAAAAAGGAAGGAGAGUAGAGACUUUUCCUACACGGUCCCAUCACAUCGAGCUGAAAACGGUGACUCCGCUGGUUAGUGAUUCACUCUGUAAAUAAUGUAAAGACAUAGUAUUUUUCUGACUAUCAACAUGUUUACACAGCAUAAAAAAAAGAUUAGAUAUUUUAAAAAAUGGCCGUGGUAGCGUCUGUCACUUCCGUCAGAUUUGAGUGUGAGGCCUCCUGACCUGCUGUUGGUGUCUUCCUGUUCCUUGACUUCUGCAAAUGAAGUGGAAGCAGCGAUAACACACACACACACACACGUGAGAAAUAGAAACAGACACAGGUUUUAAUUGUGGGGAAUCAGCUCCUCCGUCAUUAGGAUCAUUCACUGGUCCGUCUCGUGUCCUCGGCCUCCUCCUCCUUUGUGCCUCUGACUCUUUAACAGCCCCGAGCGUCGCAAUGGCCCCCUGCCCUUUUUACGUUAUAACACACCGGUGGAAUUUGAAUACGUACUUUCCCUUUUACAGGAAAACCUCCUUGUUAACGCGUGGUUACCGGGGGUAACAGUACAAACAUCAAUUACCAAAUACUGACCGUGGCCCUUGUGAAAGCAAAAGGGUCGGUGUUGUCCACUUAAAGAGUGAGUUCUUAAAGCAUAUUUACCACAUCAGUGGUUUGUUGGUUCUAUUGGGAAAUAAAAGCACAUCAUCCUUUGAUGAAAGUUCCCUCAAAUUUGUCUUUCACCAAAUUAAUAUUUGGUCUUGUUUUGGCAUUAAUCUCCCCUCGUACCGUCUUCUGUACACUGGACAGGUGAUUUAUUCUCGUCUGUUCUGAUUCUUUACGACGAGGACGUUGACGUGUCUGCUGUUGCUUCCACGCCGCUGCUCUGCCCCCAUGUCGUCUGAAACAGGCCAGUGAUGGUAAAAUAACUGAACCACUGAUCACUACGUCGAGAGGCAAAUGGUCAAACUCUGAUCACCAGACAAACGGGUCUGCAAGUCGUGAUGUUUUACUCCAUUGCAGUUUAUAUCUCUGAUGACAGUAAAGGAAAUAAAUAAAAUCAUGUGUUGCUGUGUAAAAAUGAAAA
Messenger RNA from Scophthalmus maximus (turbot), 6868 nucleotides. It is a transcript of the gene fhdc1, whose product is annotated as FH2 domain containing 1. The transcript is spliced from 12 exons. The record is from RefSeq and is a predicted model, not a curated record. Bases 505 to 4113 code for a protein of 1202 amino acids. Lineage: Eukaryota; Metazoa; Chordata; Actinopteri; Pleuronectiformes; Scophthalmidae.